UGCAUUUCUCGCGACUUGUGACGCUCUCUAGUUCCUGCUGCCCAAACUACUAUCCAUUCUCCCGCAACGUCACAGACCACCACUCACCGCACAUUGCAUACCGCGUUUUCCACUUUCUCGCAAUCCGAAAAUAGACGCCACAAUGCCAGCGCCCUCGCCCCUCCCAACCUGCUUAUAUAAGAUCCUGCCUUCUGCCCCGCCAUCACCCCUCCCCGCUCGUCUUCCGCUCUCAGAUCUCGACCGCAAUGACGGUUACAUCCAUCUCUCGACAUCAGAGCAAGUCCCUGGCACCGCCGACAAGUUCUUCAGCGACGUCUCGGAGCUGUGGCUACUGAAGAUCAAGUACGAGGCGCUGGCCGCGGGUACCGAUGGCGACGGGCAGGUUCAUGCGGACAAGAAGGCUGAACUCAAAUGGGAAGAGGUCGGACGAGGUUGCUUUGCACAUCUCUACGGGGCAGAUCUGGGCAACGGGAACAUCGUGAGUGCGCAAAAAGUCGAGAAGAAAGGCAGCUGGGUUGAAAGCUUGAGCUUAGAAUGGUGAGCGAGGUUUGCAUAUUAGAGGUCGACAUCUCGUGAUGGACACAACGCGAGAUUAGGGAACAUUUUAGAGUAGGGCAUGCGCUCAUGGCCGGAGAAAGAUGAACUCGAACAACGUACCUUCUGAGUCACUCGCUAUCUCUGAAGUUUCCAGCGGCCAAGUUGGAAGGCAUUUCUUCACGGUGGGGAGUGUCAACGCACCAGAAAGUGAUGAUGACCUCUAGGCGAUCGCUUCAGACCGUACUCUAUGGUUUCAAGCCAUCCAUACACAACUUCUCGCCAGGAUCCCUGAAGAUUGA
Molecule: messenger RNA, 836 nt
Organism: Alternaria alternata
Lineage: Eukaryota; Fungi; Ascomycota; Dothideomycetes; Pleosporales; Pleosporaceae
Exons: 1
Coding region: 143-541 (132 amino acids)
Source: RefSeq, a predicted model, not a curated record